Pectinophora gossypiella (pink bollworm) is the source of this 1441-nucleotide messenger RNA. RefSeq lists its product as uncharacterized. Gene Ontology annotation, molecular function: protein binding. The coding region runs from base 188 to 856 and encodes 222 amino acids. NCBI's taxonomy places the organism in Eukaryota, Metazoa, Arthropoda, Insecta, Lepidoptera, Gelechiidae. The transcript has 4 exons. The record is from RefSeq and is a predicted model, not a curated record.
AGAGGGUACCUAACUAUAGCGGUGUAGAGCCAGCGGCAUUUGAUAUUAUCAUUUACCUACACAUCAAUAAGUAUUCACGUUUCCAUUGAUCUGUUUUCUUUAAUUAAGUAGUUGCACUCACCAAGAGUUCGCUAAAAAGCAGUCCAUUUUUCGAUGUAUAAUUUCAUCUCAUCUAUAGCCGUUUAAAAUGAAUAGUAAAAUAAAGACGUGCAUUUAUAGCGAUAAUGCAAGUGAUUUGAUGGAGUUGUUGAAUAACGGAUUGGAUCCGAACUUCGAAGGUGGAUGGCCGAUUAGGUUGGCGGCUCGACAUGGCUCAUGCUCUGUUGUCAAGGCACUUAUUCAAUAUGGAGCCAACCCACAUCUCUUAGGCGAAUCUGGUGCAUCCACCCUACAAUUAGCAGUGUUUUCCACUGCUCACUGGGAUACAGAUAAAUGGACCUUCCUGCUGUCUUGUUGUGAUUCCUCUCAACUGGCUGAUGGUGCUGCUGUAGCCAUUAUCUUCAAUAAUAUAUCGGCGUUGUUAAGAAUUUUAGAAACCGGACGGUGUAACACAAAUAUUCCCACGACAUUAACAGGUAAAACUUUGGAGAUGCUGUCAAAAGGAUAUAAAUUACAUUAUUUGCUCAAUACGUCCCCUAUCCAAACGAAUAGAAACGUCACUCCAAAUGCUUCUCCUAGGAGAUCAAGACAACAUAGACUGGUUCCAGGAAGCAGCACCUCUUCACACCAUCCGCAUAGAAAUCUGUCACCGUCGGUAGCCACAUUUUUCAACCAAACUGUUGGACAAACUGGUUUGACGCCUCCGCGCAGUCCUAUUACUCUCGUUUCAUCACCUAUGCCUGCUUAUACUCGAUAAUUAUUUUACAAUUACCUUACCAAUAUAAUUUUAAACAAUCAUUUAUUGCUUCAUCGCCGUAAAUUUUAAAAUCUUAAUGGCACUUGGAUGCAAUAGGCGAUAUGAAGAUGGCACAUACCUACCUACUUACGAAUUUUACUUAUUAUUAACAACGCAGAAGACUCUACAAAUCGCCAAUUGUAUAUUUAGGUGGGACUACAUUGAAUAUUUUAAUUUAUUGACUACAUAUCCUGCAACUGAAAUGUUUAGUGCUUGUGGGGUGACACUUUGCAUUUCAAUUUCUUUCUAUUUCUACUUCCUUUCAUUGACUUACCUGGAUAUUGACUUACUUAGAGAGUAGUUAUAAAAUUCGGAACUUCACAAUCACAGAACUUUUUAGUUGCUAAGCACUUUGUACCAGGGCUUGUAAGCGGUUAAGGUAUGCAAGCGGUUAACCUCAUGUACCUUAACCGUUUUCAGCCCUAUUAUUAAUUAUCUAGUAUUAUAUUUAUUGACAAACUAUUAUGUACUAAAUAACACAAAUGACAUAACGACGAAUCAUAUUUAUUAAGUAAGUAUAUUAUGUGAUUAAAAUAAUACAUUGAA